CAUUGACAGAGAAAGCACAGCUUCGGUGCGUUAUGUUCAAAUAUCUUUCCACAUUCCUGACGCUUGUAAGCUGCGUUCCCGGAAGAGCUGUCGGUCAGCCGGCACGAUCAAGUGAUGUUUCAGAAAUGCUAGCCUUGUCGACUUUCUGGAUUCGUUUACCAAAUGUGGAUUAUCGUGCCAGAGCCAACGAAGGUGGCCCGGGUGGCGGUUCAAAAAUAGCAGGGGGAUCGAUCGCCAACCAACAGCAGUUUCCGUAUCAGGCAGCAAUUCUAAUCAAUUUCCCCGAUGGUUCGGGAACUCUUUGCGGUGGUUCGAUUGUGUCAAUAACUUUUGUACUGACAGCAGCGCACUGUCUGGGAGGUGCCCUGGAUGCUACGGUUGUUGUAGGCACUAACAUCGUCAGCAUUCCCAGUGACGACCAGGCGAUAGAAAUUGAUGUCACCUUUCACGAUAUGCUGGUACAUCCGGAUUACGAUGCGGUCAAUGUUUUGCACGAUAUCGCCAUUUUACGGCUAACGAAGGCACUGGUAUUUUCAGAUAAGAUUCAACCGAUCCGGCUUCCAUCCAAACAGGAAGCUUUGCUAGAGCUAGUAAGUGUUGAUGCAACCGUUUCCGGUUGGGGAGCCUUGAGUGGAGAUGAAUUUGCGGAUAUUUCCGACAGUUUGAAACUUGAACUUCGUUUCGUUAGCAAUCCAAUUAUUUCCAACGAGUCGUGUGAAAAGGUAUUCGAAGACAUGAUACGAAACUCGCACGUUUGCGUCUCGGGAGCAAAUGGACGAAAUGCCUGUCAGGGAGAUUCGGGAGGUCCGCUUUCUGCAAAUUUAAACAAUCAGGCAACACUGAUUGGUAUUGUUUCCUACGGAUCCACCGAAGGCUGUGAAAGGGGUUCCCCGGUUGUUUAUACGCGGGUUGGUUACUACUUGGACUGGAUCUCUCACCACACCAGGAUAGCGAUUGAAGGUUACUAUCCCAUAAAAUCCAAUUCCAUAGUAGCUCGAUUAGGUUCCGAUUACGGUUUGGCCAUGAUUAAGAAAGCAGUAGCCACUCUGGUGUUUGGUAUUUUCCUACUAGUAGUAGUCAGUGCCAAUCGCGAAAUUGUAACGGAAACUGCGCGAAUAUAUAAGUUACCGAUUACGAAAGUGCUACCGGAUUUCGACUUGGAGAAUGUUCCCAGCCGUCGAGUUUCCGGUGGUGAGCUCGUGCAACCGGAGGAUGUUCCCUACGCGGUCGGUAUGCUAACUCAAGGUCCCACCGGAACUCGAUGGUGCGGUGGAUCACUAAUAUCUACUAGCUUCAUUGUUACGGCAGCGAAUUGCUACGUCAUUGUUUCAGCACCCGUAACAGCACUUUUGGGUGCCUCCAAUAUGACGGAUGUCACCGACAUUGUUCCGGCAACGACAUUGAUUUUGCACAUCGGCUAUGAUCCUCAAACAAACCAGAACGACAUUGCACUACUGGAACUGUUCCGUGACGUGGCCAUUGGACCGACCAUCAGUCCAGUUCGCCUGCCAAACUGGCGACAGCUGCCGUCGAGCUUCAACGGACAGUUGGCCACGGUGUCCGGAUGGGGAGCUUUGUGGCAGAACGCACCGGAACUGUUGCCUCUGAAUGAGCUGCGACGGGUUGGGCUUCCGGUUAUUUCGAACAGUGCCUGUGGUUUACGGUUUCCGGGUGCCAUCUCGGAAUCGCAGAUUUGCGUCGAAGCUGAGAUCGGUUCGCCCUGUUCCGGAGAUCAGGGAGGUCCGCUGACGGUGGCAGAUCCCGAUGGCAACAGCACUCUGGUGGGCAUCUUUUCGUACGUUUCGAUAUUCGGUUGCAACUCUGGGUGGCCGGCGGUGUUUACCCGAGUGACAAGCCAUCUGCUGUGGAUCGAAACCAACGCAAAUGUGACGAUUCUAGAUGAUUUCGAGUAUUGAAAAAUGUGUUGCACGUGGAAUUUUUGAAUAAAAAGAUUGGGUUGUAUGAAUAAAAUGUAGUAAAGUGUGAUGUUUGUAGUAACUACCAUUUCAUAAAUAUAAAUA
Malaya genurostris is the source of this 2021-nucleotide messenger RNA. RefSeq lists its product as uncharacterized. NCBI's taxonomy places the organism in Eukaryota, Metazoa, Arthropoda, Insecta, Diptera, Culicidae. Gene Ontology annotation, molecular function: serine-type endopeptidase activity. Gene Ontology annotation, biological process: proteolysis. The coding region runs from base 33 to 1916 and encodes 627 amino acids. The transcript is spliced from 6 exons. The record is from RefSeq and is a predicted model, not a curated record.